This is a messenger RNA of Lottia gigantea (owl limpet), 1929 nucleotides long. RefSeq lists its product as hypothetical. The record is from RefSeq and is a predicted model, not a curated record. Gene Ontology annotation, molecular function: protein binding. Lineage: Eukaryota; Metazoa; Mollusca; Gastropoda; Lottiidae. The transcript is spliced from 14 exons. The coding region runs from base 1 to 1929 and encodes 642 amino acids.
AUGGCGCUGAUUUUGACUGAAGAAAUUAUCAGAGAUAGGGUUAAUUUGAUCCACGAAAACCUCGGUAAUGUUAAUUCAUUUUUGAAUUUAAAUGAGGAUGUUAAAGCUUUAUCAUUACCAGGAACUUACCAUGAAAAAUUUGUUGCUCUUGGUAAAUCUUUACGCAAAUUUUCUCGACUGAAAGAACUAGACUUGUCAAGAAAUAAUAUUGAAUCAUUAGAGGUAGAAAUGAUUAGAUAUUAUAAUGGUAUUAGUUCUUUAGAUGAAUUAAAGAGAUUGAAAUAUAACAGUAAUUUACGCGAUAUAGAUCUACGGUUAAAUCCUGUAACCAGAAAUGAACCAGACUAUCGUUUAUAUUUAAUACAUAUGUUACCAAACCUUCAAAAAUUAGAUGAUCGUGGUGUAAGAGAUAGAGAAAGACAAGCUGCUUUAACACAUUUUAGUACUGGUCAAGCUACUGAAAUGACAUAUCAUCCUGUUGUGGAAGAAGAGAUAGAAAGACAGCCUAAUCCAAGAGUAACAGCUAUCAAUAAAUUGACAAAGGGAUCAACAGUUUUAGAUGAUGAUGAUGUAGCUGUAAUAGAUUUAGUAUCAAGAAAUGAUGGUGAUUUAAAUAAACCAAGACCUGUCACAGGGUCUAAUAAUAAACAACCCAAAUCAACAGAUUAUUCCUUAACAUCUUUAACUAAACUAGCUGAUAAAGAAAGUGAUAGAAUAGAUGUUUUACAGAGAGAUAAAAAACAGUCGGCCCAUACUGCAGAUGAAGCAGAAGCAAUGACAAGGUUACGUGAAAAAUAUCCCAACAUACCAGUUGAUGUCUUACAACAUUCACCUCACUAUAACAAUAAUCAACAAGGUCAACAACAACAUAGGCAAGAUGGUUUUGUGAGAUUUCAAGAUGAAGAAGAAGCAUUUACCAAAUAUAAAAGUCAUGGAUAUUUUACAGCAAACCCUCAUCAAGUGAAUGAUUUACCAGAGUCACAACAAACUGUCAUAGAUACAAAACAAGAUGAAGAAAUUUACCCUCAAUUUAAAGAACUUCCAAACUGGACAACACCACUUGAAAGACAACAUGGGGAUAAGCAAAACAAAAGAAAUAAGCAUACAAUAUAUCAAGAUAAUGAGAUAGAGCAAACAUUAGAAGAACUUGGCAUUCCUAAAUAUCAUAAAGGUGAAGCUAGACUGACAGAAACAGAAGAAAGAAUUAAAUUAAAAUUGGAUUCUAAUAAACCUUAUGCAUCAUUUCUAUACCAACUGUUAGACAUUGUAGAUCAUUAUUGGAAUGGUUCAAAAUCUCUACAUAAUCAUGUUAAAUUUAAAGAGCAAGCUUUGACAAUAGUUCAGAAAUAUUUUGGUGAUAACAGACAAAAUGAAUUAGUAUCAGACAAUGUACAGAAACAAAUAGCAAGAUUGAAAGAAGAAAACAGAUUAUUACGUCAACAAAUUGCUGACCAAACACAAUUAAAUCAUCUUUCUUCUGGUGAAGAAAAAAUCAAAAGGUCUUUAAAACAAGCUCAACAUGAUUUGGAAAUCCUCCAAGAAGAAGUUACAAAAUAUGUUGCAGAAAAUAAAAACUUGAAGAUAAAAUUAAAGAAUCAAGAACAACAGAAUGUAGCUUCUAAUCAGUCACAUAUAGAAGAAUUAGAAAGAAAGAAUGAAGCAUUAUCUCACGAAGUAGAAGGUUUAAGAGUUAGGCUAAAGCAAUUUGCUCAACUACAAGAAUUAACUAACAUGUUACAAGAAAGUCAUACAGCAUUAGUUCAAACAAACGAACAUUUAUUAAAAGAAUUAGAAGAUGAACAGCAUAGACAUCGGCAUGAGGUUGAACAACUACAUUGGAGUUACGAUCAAUUGAAAAAAUCUCUAAGCUUCUCUCGUGAUAAAACAAACCUAUCAAGAAGUUAUAAUGGUGAUAAUAGUGAACUGUAG